GUGACCACUAACUAUGGCUUCCUUCUCGUAUUGAUGCAGACGCACAGCUAACAUGACAACAUAGCUGUCACGAUUUCUACGCUCCUUGAAUACGUCCCAGCGCUAAAAUGCAGAAGAUAAAAUCUCUCAUGACUCGCCAGGGUCUAAAAAGCCCUCAGGAGAGCAUAACAGACCUCAGUCCUGUGGAGAACUUGAGGAUCCCAAGCGAGGAGGAGUUGCGGGAACUAAGGGAGCAACCCGUUGACCCCCAGGCCGAGCAGGAGAUCAUCGACGGUAUUGAGGAAGUCUACUUCUCAGAUGACUCUUUUGACAUGGUGCAGCAUGAACUCGAGAAACUCCCGACUGAGUUGAAGCUGCUGGAGUUGGAAGAGUGCCGAGACAAACUGAAGAGACAACAGGCAGCUGUUUCUAGAAAGGUUGCAGAUCUCAUUUUGGAAAAACAGCCUGCUUAUGUCAAGGAACUGGAGAGAGUGACGGCGUUGCAGACCAACCUACAACUAGCCGCUGUCAUUUGCACUAAUGCAAGAAGGCAACUGAGUGUGUCAAAAGAGGGAUUCACAGAAGCAUGCUUGGGAUUAUUAGCCAAUCAGAGAAAGCGGCAGCUCCUAACAGGCCUGCUCAAGUCUCUAAGGACCAUCAAGACGCUGCAAAGAACAGAUGUACGACUCAGCGAAAUGCUCGAGGAGGAAGACUAUCCCGGUGCUAUUCAACUUUGUCUGGAAUGUCAGAAGGCUGCCAGCACAUUCAAACACUAUAGCUGCAUCAGUGAAUUGAAUUCCAAACUUCAAGACACUCUGGAGCAAAUAGAGGAGCAGCUUGACGUUGCCCUGUCAAAGACUUGCAAACACUUUGAUGUUUCACACUAUACUAAGGUCCAGCUGGCCUACACGCUGCUGGGGAAGACCCAGACUGCCAUGGACCAGCUGCACAUGCACUUCACCCAAGCAAUUCACAACACAGUCUUCCAAGUGGUGCUGGGAUACGUCGAGCUCUGUGCUGGCAACGCCGAUACCAAGUUUCAGAAAAUGCAAUAUAAAGAUCUAUGUACGCAUAUCACACUGGACAGCUACAUUCCGUGUUUGACUGAUUUAUGCAAAGCAUUAUGGGAGGUGAUGCUGAGCUACCACCGCACCAUGCGCUGGCACGAAGAGCACGACAAGCAGGCGACUACGCCCACUCCAGAGGAUGCGACGCAAGCAGAAUCAGAUGAGUUGGUGAUAGACCGCGGCUACGUAAAGAAGAAGCUGGAGCACGGACUGACACGGAUCUGGCAGGAUGUCCAGUUAAAAGUGAAAGCCUACAUCCUGGGGACUGACAUGUCCAACUUUAAAUAUGAUGACUUCAUUGUGGUAUUGGAUGUCAUCAGCAGGCUGAUGCAGGUGGGUGAGGAAUUCUGUAACAGCAAGUCUGAGGUUCUGCAAGAGUCCAUUAAACGCCAAAGUGUCAACUACUUUAAAAACUAUCAUAGGGCACGGCUGGAGGAGCUGCGGAUGUUUCUGGAAAAUGAAACAUGGGAACUUUGCCCUGUCAAGUCGAACUUUAAUAUUUCACAGUUACAUGAGUUCAAGUUCAUGGACCAGUGUCGCUCCCCUUCGCUUUCCCCAAGCAGAAAGGACGAGUCCACCGCCAACCUUAUCCAAGAGGAGCUGUCAUUAUUCCAGCAAUAUCUGCAAGAGGGAAACCCCUUUGAGAUGCAUAUUGAGCAGAAAGAGGAAGAAACAGAGGAUGUGCUGGCAUCUGGGUACGAAUCUGACGAGCUGGAGAAGAGCGCUUAUCAGGACUACGACAGCGACAGCGACGUCCCCGAGGAGCUCAAGCAGGACUACGUGGACGAGCAGACGGGAGACGUCCCUCUUAAGAGUGUGUCUCGGGAGACUAUAAGAAGCAAGAAGCGGUCAGAUUACAACCUGAAUAAGACCAACGCCCCAAUCCUCACCAAUACAACUCUCAACGUCAUCCGGCUUGUCGGCAAAUACAUGCAGAUGAUGAGCAUUUUGAAGCCAAUAGCCUUCGAUGUCAUCCACUGCGUGUCGCAGCUUUUCGACUACUACCUCUACGCUGUUUACGCCUUCUUUGGAAGAAAUGACAUGUCUGUUCCAAGCCCAUCUUUGCCCACUCACAGUGGCAGAGAGUCGGGUACGGCCCGGCUGGUGGGCCCGGCUUGUUUGUAUGAAUCAUCAGGUCUGGGCCUUAUCAGCAGUAGACUGCGAACCACACUGAACCGGAUCCAGGAGAGCCUCAUUGACAUGGAGGCUAGCAAUGAAAAUGCAGGUAUGCACGGUCCUUCAGAAGACAAGAAGGAGAAAGUGCCGAGCCCCCACCUCAGCCAAAUGGUGGUCCUCACCAACAGUGGUACUCUUUAUGGGCUGGCACAGAGAGUGGUUGCCACGGAGUCUCUUGUGUUUUUGGCUGAGCAGUUUGAGUCGCUUCAGUCCCAUUUGGACACAAUGAUGCCUGCUGCCAAGAAACCCUUUUUGCAGCAAUUCUAUUCCCAGACUGUGUCUACAGCCAGUGAACUGCGGAAGCCCAUCUACUGGAUCGUGGCAGCCAAAGCCAUCGACUACGAGCAGAUGUUGCUCCUGAUGUCGGGCGUCAAAUGGGACAUUCGAGAGAUCAUGUCCCAGCAUAACAUAUAUGUGGAUGUCCUACUAAAGGAGUUUGAGAUGUUCAACGAGCGGCUUGCGGACGUCUCCAAACACGUGCGCAUCCCACUGCCUGUGUCCAAUGUCCUGUGGGAGCACUGCAUUCGCUUGGCCAACAGGACUCUUGUAGAAGGAUAUGCCAACGUGAAGAAAUGUAGCAACGAGGGCCGAGCGCUGAUGCAGCUGGACUUCCAACAAUUCUUGAUGAAGUUGGAGAAGCUGACUGACCUCCGGCCCAUUCCCGAUAAGGAGUUUGUGGAGACCUAUAUCAAGGCCUACUAUCUAACAGAGAACGAUAUGGAGCAGUUCAUCAAGAACCACAGGGAGUACUCCAUGAAGCAGCUAGCAAAUCUUGUCAACGUUUGUCUGGGCUCACACAUAAACAAGAAGGCCCGCCAGAAACUUCUGGCCGCCAUCGAUGACAUUGACAGACCCAAGAGAUAGAGCAUCUCCAAGUCUAGCAAGCAGCUGGAUAAGAUGUAAACACAAACAGUCAAACAAUUUUAAUCCUAUCCUACUAACCAAAUGCUCUGUGCUAUGGAUGUAAUAAGAGAAAUUUUAUUUCGGUACCACAAGCCUCAUUAACCUCAUUGUUUUUUGUCAUGUCACCUUCCUGCAGUUGUUGUCUUUCUUCCAAUUAACUCCGAGGAUAACUGGAAUUAACCAUGUAAAAAGUAAGGUGAGAAAUGAGUCUCCAUUCAAAAACCCACAUGAAGUGCUCACAUGUAUUUUUUAGAUGAUCAUUUAUUAUUUAUGCACUCCCCUUGUUUAGAAAAUACACCGUAUGUAGAUGUCGAGUGGCUUCUGCUUGCCUUUUUGUUUGUUUUGAAGAAUAUUUUUUAAUGUAAUGUACAGUUAGAUUGUAUGUGCACCACUUGGAAAUGACUAUUUACUAUCAUGUGCGACUGACUUUUUUUUUUAAUUGUGCAGGAGUUAUAUUAUUCAUUUGCCAGGCUGGAUCUAUUGUAAAAAAACAAAAACAAUCUAUAAAUGUACGUAUUCCUGAUCAUGAUUCCUAAUCGGAGAAAAAUAUUACACACGAAUGUUCUGAACAAUGUCUGUAUUUAUUUUCUGCUCUGUUUUGUUUUGUAUAACCACAGUUUAUGUGUUGUGCUUGAAGUGCUCUCAUCAUGUAAAUCAUCAAAUGAAACAAAUACUUCACAGUAAAUAUGUUAGCGCCGCAUUCACGGUUAACUACUAUAAUAAAUAACAAUAGUAAUUCACUUGUGCAGUACUGAAUUGUUGCGCUUGUAUUAUUUUAAUGACAAAACUAGAUUACAGGAUUCAUGAAGAACCUUUUGUGUGUACACUAUCAUAAAACCGCUGCUGUCCAUUUUAAUGACUGUCCUCCCCCACAACCAGGAGCUGGACGCUGUCAGAUGAAUUUAAUGGUCCUUCCUACAUGCUUACUACUCCUCUGACUUCCUGUUUAUCAGAAUCAUCGUUUUUGGCCAAGUAUGUUAAAGACACACAAGGAAUUGUUGAUUGAUGUUUAAGUAAAAAGACGCUCAAAUUUAAUUGAUGGCGUAAAUAUCAAUUCUUUUAUCUAUAGAAUAAUGCGAUUAAUCUCAUUUGCUUGUUUUUUUUAAAACAAAUUUCAGGUUAAAGCUUGCUACAAAUUUGCUCAAGUCAAAUCAACACAAAUAAUUUACAUCAAAAAUAUUCAUUUUAACUAGGGCUGUCAAACGAUUACAAUUUUUAAUGGAAUUAUUCACAGUUUAAAAAUCAAUUGUAAUUAAUCGUAAUUCAAAUCAUCCUUAAAAUAUGCCACCAAGGCAAAGAUAGUCUGAGUAAGUUUUAUGUGUAUUUUGAAUAGCUAUUUUGAUUGGGAAUGCCAGUUCUCUUUGCAUUUAGCACUUUUCUUUUCGUGAACAUUUUUUUUUACAAAGAUAGGAAUAUUAUUUUUGUUGUGCUCUAUCUAAAUGAUACUGUAGCGACUUAACUGUUCCGCCCAAAUGCAUGAUGGGAAGUUGUGCAACCAUGACUGUCAGUGGUGGCUGCAAAUGGUAUACAGUAUGUUCUGCGUUGUGUUCAAUUAACCGUGUUAAGAAAAAGAUCGUCUCCUGCUUCGUCCAAAUGCAUGCUGGGAAGUUGGGCAACCAUGACUGGCAGUAGUGGCUGCAAAUGGUAUACAAUAUGUUCUGCGUUGUGUUCAAUUAAGAGUGUUAAAAAAGAACAUCGUCUGAUCGUCAAUGAACUCCUGUGUCCACUUGCAUUCCUCUGCCUUUUCAGUCCGAAUGCGCUAAAAUGGCAUCAUUGUAAACUGUUUGAGGCAGCGCAUGCACGGGUCAUUCCGUGCAUGCGUUAAUUGCGUCAAAUAUUUUAACGUGAUUAAUUUAAAAAAAUUUGUUAUCGCCCGUUAACGCGAUAAAUUUGACAGCCCUAAUUUUAGCGCAUCACACAAUUUAGAUUAAUCUCUAAUUUGUCAUAUUUAUUUAAUCCAACAUCAUUUCAGUGACAUUGAGCGGGAUGGAUGUGAUGACUGCUUCUACCAUUAGUCUCAUAUAAUUGUGAUUAAGAACAGACUAAUAUGAUUAAUAGUGUUUUCAACUUUUUUUGAUAACAGAUUUAAUAAAAAAAAUAGAUCACAAAGAUUUUUUCUUAACAGAUCCCACAAUAUAGAUUAAUCUGUAAUUUAGCACCAUCAUUUUUUGUGUGUUCUAACUUGAUCAAAUGAAUGAUUGGCAGUGAAUAACAGGUUUCAGUGCCAUUAACAAUCAUGGACUCAUUGGCUGCUUGCUUCUGCCAAUAAUCUCAUUUAAUCGCAAUUAAUCUAGCAAUGCUUCAAUAUAAAUGUAUAUAUAC
Corythoichthys intestinalis (scribbled pipefish) is the source of this 5447-nucleotide messenger RNA. RefSeq names its product VPS50 EARP/GARPII complex subunit (gene vps50). Gene Ontology annotation, cellular component: EARP complex. Gene Ontology annotation, biological process: retrograde transport, endosome to Golgi; endocytic recycling. The record is from RefSeq and is a predicted model, not a curated record. Lineage: Eukaryota; Metazoa; Chordata; Actinopteri; Syngnathiformes; Syngnathidae. Gene Ontology annotation, molecular function: SNARE binding. Bases 108 to 3086 code for a protein of 992 amino acids. The transcript is spliced from 29 exons.